AUGGGUCUCGAGAACAUUAAGCACGUCGUGCUCAUCCUGUCUGGCAAGGGCGGUGUCGGAAAAUCCAGUGUUACUCUCCAACUCGCCCUGUCCCUCACGCAGCAAGGUCAAAAUGUCGGAAUCCUUGAUAUUGAUCUUACCGGCCCCAGCAUCCCUCGCCUUCUCAAUCUAGAAGACAAGAAAGUGACCCAGGCCCCGGGCGGUUGGCUGCCGGUCGAGGUACACGAUGCAAGAGAAGCUACAGACAAUGACACCCACAAAAGAGGCUCUCUGCAGGCCCUGUCCUUAGCAUUCCUCCUUCCUUCCCGCUCUUCUGCUGUCAUCUGGCGUGGACCAAAGAAGACCGCAAUGAUAAGACAGUUCGUGUCAGAUGUCCUAUGGCCACCAAACACAGACUACCUUCUCAUUGAUACUCCGCCUGGCACAAGUGACGAGCACAUUGCUAUCGUGGAGGAACUCCAUAAACUUGCUGCCGAUGUCCGGCCCGUGACGACUUCCAAUGGCAAUGGCUUGGCACUCGAGAUUGAUGGCAGGCCAAAACUCUCCGGGGCAGUAGUUGUCACGACUCCACAGGCCAUCGCGACAGCUGAUGUGCGCAAAGAGUUGAAUUUCUGCGUCAAAACUCAAAUACCAGUGCUUGGAGUCAUCGAAAACAUGGCAGGAUACAUGUGCCCUUGCUGUGGCGAGAUAAGCAAUGUUUUUAGCAAAGGCGGAGGUCAGAUCAUGGCGAGCGAGGCCAAUGUUCCCUUUCUCGGCUCAGUCCCUAUCGAUACUGGCUUUGGGGCCUUGGUCGAGGGCGUAAACGAUCUGCCAAAUGCUACGAACGGCAACCCAGCAACAAAGGGGCAUGGCCCUGAGAGGUCCGCAGAAUUGGUCGAGAGAUACAGAAGAUGCGGAUUGUGUCCCAUUUUUGCAGAUUUCGCCACAAGGAUAGAUCAGAGAAUACGCAACCCGCCAGCCUCGUAA
Cladophialophora psammophila CBS 110553 is the source of this 966-nucleotide messenger RNA. RefSeq names its product methionyl-tRNA synthetase. The transcript has a single exon. Bases 1 to 966 code for a protein of 321 amino acids. Gene Ontology annotation, cellular component: cytosol. Gene Ontology annotation, molecular function: ATP binding; 4 iron, 4 sulfur cluster binding; ATP-dependent FeS chaperone activity. The record is from RefSeq and is a predicted model, not a curated record. NCBI's taxonomy places the organism in Eukaryota, Fungi, Ascomycota, Eurotiomycetes, Chaetothyriales, Herpotrichiellaceae. Gene Ontology annotation, biological process: iron-sulfur cluster assembly.